UGACAAUGAAACAAUUCGGUAUCUAAGUAGCAUAAGUCGUUCCGGUUUCCGAGACACGAAUCACGACUUCUGCGCACAAGCAUCGAAAUGUGUGGCGAACAACGUCGACAUGAAAAACUAUACCACCCGGCACACCAGGCCUACCUGCGACUGCUAUAUGGCUUAUGUCGAUUAUGAUCGUAUCAUUCAGAUUAUCAAGAAUGGUGGCGUGCCUAUUCUUUCAGUCGCUGAAACUGAAAAUGGAGACAUAUCCCUCCAUGUCGAGCCCCGCAGUCAGGCCUCCCAACCGCCCGCCCGCCCCAGCCGGGGCCCUUCGGGCGGGCGGGGAGGCGGAUAGGCGAUUACUAAGACCUCUCGCUUAGCCUAUUUAGG
Aplosporella prunicola CBS 121167 is the source of this 372-nucleotide messenger RNA. RefSeq lists its product as uncharacterized. The record is from RefSeq and is a predicted model, not a curated record. The transcript has a single exon. Lineage: Eukaryota; Fungi; Ascomycota; Dothideomycetes; Botryosphaeriales; Aplosporellaceae. Bases 110 to 337 code for a protein of 75 amino acids.